This is a messenger RNA of Entelurus aequoreus (snake pipefish), 6047 nucleotides long. RefSeq names its product SEC14-like protein 1. Gene Ontology annotation, cellular component: cytoplasm; cytosol. Lineage: Eukaryota; Metazoa; Chordata; Actinopteri; Syngnathiformes; Syngnathidae. Gene Ontology annotation, molecular function: RIG-I binding. The coding region runs from base 552 to 2639 and encodes 695 amino acids. Gene Ontology annotation, biological process: negative regulation of RIG-I signaling pathway. The transcript is spliced from 18 exons. The record is from RefSeq and is a predicted model, not a curated record.
UUCUCUUCAUUAUUUCGUGUCAUGAUGGACUUUUAGGCCAGAGACUGUUUUAAAAACGUGAUUACGAUAUAUUGUUUAAGAUAAUUAUCUUUGACUUUGCUAAAAGUAGUUGAACUGUGAUUAACAGGAAGCCAAUUUGGUGGAUUAAUCAAACCGGAAAUGGCUGAUUCCUAUCUAUAAUGUAGUUUUACUCGAUGCAGCCACUGAUAUUACCGGUAUGUCAUGUUAUUUCUCUUCAUGUUGAAACGUUUGAAAGGAAUUUUCUCUUUAAUAUUGGACUCGCACGGCGUGCUUUCCUGUUGACUUGAACGAGGCAGAGUUCACGUUCACCUGACUGAAGCUGUGUGCGUGUGUAUACAUGUGUGUGUGUGUGUGUGUGUGUGCGUGCGUGCGUGCGUGAGUGUGUGCGUGCGUAAGUGUGUGUGUGUGUCAUUUGACCACACAAUGAGGCAAGCAAAUACACUUUCCUCUGCAAACUGACAGUGUGCACAACAUUCCAAUGGAUUAUUAACUCCUGACACAUCUUUAACUGGACUGAUUCUACUGCAGCCAUGGUGCAGGAAUUCCAGAGUCCUAUUCGGGUCUACAAGCAUCCAUUUGAGUUGAUAAUGGCGGCUUACGAGAAGCGGUUCCCAACAUGUCCCAUGGUCCCAGUGUUUGUGGACAGCGAGGUCCUCAGUGAGAGCCAGAGUCACGACGGAGCCACUCGGGUGACUGAACGGCGCUGCACGAUCGACAUCGACGCACCACGACUCCUCAAACGGAUUGCGGGUGUGGACUACUUGUAUUUCAUCCAAAAGAACACCUUGAACCGCAGAGACCGGACGCUCCAAAUUGAAAUCCACAACGAAACCUUUUCCAACAGGGUCAUUGCCCGUGAGUGCUGCAAAUACACGGUUCAUCCCGAGAAAGAAGACUGGACCUGCUUUGAACAGACCGCCAGUCUGGAUGUCACCUCCUUUUUUGGUUUUGAAAGCAUGGCAGAGAAGAUAGCGAUGAAACAAUAUUCUAAUAGUAUAGAAAAGGGGAAAGAAAUCAUCCAGUUCCACCUGACGGAGCUGGCGAAAGAGGGGAUAACGCAUGUGCCUCGGUGGGGUUUGCCCGCCUCUACGCAAACCGUGCCUGGAAACCAUUCCAGAGACUCGCUCAGUGAUGAGGACCGCACAAAAGUGACUCCCUCUCCUGAUGACAAAUUGGAUGCUGACUACAUCAGACGUUACCUUGGUGAUUUAAUGCCUCUGCAGGAAAGCUGUCUCAUUCGACUGCGGCAGUGGCUCCAGGAAACCCACAAGGGCAAGAUUCCAAAGGAUCAACAUGUGCUGCGCUUUCUGGCUGCCAACGACUUCAACUUAGACAAAGCUCGUGAGCUCCUGUGCCAGUCUCUCACAUGGAGGAAGCAGCACCAGGUGGACUUCCUCUUGGACUCCUGGCAGCGCCCUCAGCUUCUCCAGGACUACUACAGUGGAGACUGGCACCACCACGACAAAGAUGGUCGGCCGCUUUACAUCCUGCGUUUGGGUCAGAUGGACACGAAAGGUUUGAUGCGAGCCUUGACAGAGGAGGUGCUGCUUAGACAGGUGGUCGCCAUCAACGAGGAGGGACUGAGGCGCUGUGAGGAAAACACUGCGGCCUUCGGUCGACCAAUCAGUUCCUGGACCUGCCUGGUGGACCUGGAGGGUCUUAACAUGCGUCACCUGUGGAGACCCGGACUGAAGGCUCUGCUGAGAAUCAUCGAAGCAGUGGAGGCCAACUACCCGGAGACUCUAGGCCGCUUGCUUAUGCUGAGGGCACCAAGAGUGUUUCCUGUGCUAUGGACACUGGUCAGCCCUCUGAUCAACGAAAACACUCGUAAGAAGUUCCUCGUCUACGCUGCCAACGACUACUGGGGACCAGGAGGUUUGGUGGAUUACGUCGACCGGAAGUUCAUCCCGGACUUCUUGGGAGGGGACUGUGUGUGUGACAUCUCUGAGGGAGGCACGGUGCCCAAGUCUCUGUACAGGACAACAGAGGAGCUGGACAGUGAAGACAGCCAGCUGCUGACAGACCUCCUAUACAAGAGUGCCAGUAUCUUCAAGGGAGCUCCACAUGAGAUUUUCAUUGAGAUCAUAGAAGACUCCUCCAUCAUCACCUGGGACUUUGACGUGAUUAAAGGGGACGUGCUCUUCAACAUCUACCACUCCAAAAGGGCCCCGAAGAGAGACACGGCCAACGGGUUCCCGUCCAUGGGGACUGUCAGUUCCCCUCUGUUAGACAAGAGCUGGGUGUUGGGCCAGGACUACAGCACGGUGGAGAGCGCCCUCACCUGCACAGAGGGUGAAAGUGUACAGGGCUCCCACGUGGCACGCUGGCCUGGGUACUACAUUCUCCAGUGGCGCUUUCCCAGCUCCCUCAGCCCCUCGUCGUCCAGCCUGCCCUCCGUGGACGACAUGCUGGCUUCGCUGCAGGUCUCUCCCCACAAGUGUAAGAUCAUGUACUACACCGAGGUGCUGGCAUCUCAAGACAUCAGGGGAUCAUUGACCAGUCUGGCGUCCAAUCAUAGCGGUUUCUCCCAGCUCAGUUCUUCCACUACUUUUUCUAUCCAAUCACAGGGCAGCUCCACUGUCUCAAGGAGCGCGCCGGCAGCCCAAGCUUUGUUGUAGGAUUGUCAAACACGCCGGCUUGGACGCAAUCUGAUUACAAAAGUAGUGAAAUGGAACGUUCGAGUGUGUGCUGUGCUUCUGCUGGGUCAAUAAAUGUUAUGCAACAUCAAGGUUAGGACGUGGCGCGGGCAGGAGUGCUCGCACUUUUGUCACUGCUGCAGUCUUUUGAUUGUCCACCAGAUGUCAGUGUGCUCUUUUGCAGGAAAACCCUCAAGCCUGAUUAUUGAAACAGUGCAAACAAGCAGCACUUUUUCACAGGUGUCCCUGUUAAAAGUAGGAUUGUUUAUGAUGUUUUGCAGGUAAAUCUAAAAUAAGUUAUAUAUUUUUAUCACUCAUUUCAGAGAGUGAAACUUUCAUAUUAUAAAGAUUCAUUGCACACUGUUUAAGUUAAAGUUAAAGUACCAAUGAUUGUCACACACACUAGGUGUGGUGAAAUUUGUCCUCUGCAUUUGACCCAUCCCCUUGUUCACCCCCUGGGAGGUGAGGGGAGCAGUGGGCAGCAGCGGUGCCGCGCCCGGGAAUCAUUUUGGUGAUUUAACCCCCAAUUCCCACCUUUGAUGCUGAGUGCCAAGCAGGGAGGUAAUGGGUCCCAUUUUUUUUAUAGUCUUUGGUAUGACUCGGCUUGUCUUGCAAAUUGGAAAAAUAGGGUUAAUACAGAUAAUGAAAACCCCAAAUCCACUGUCUCAUAACAUUAUUUGUUGAAAUAGUAAUAAUUAAAUAUUGUCAUAGCAUAAUCAGCUAAUUAACCUAAAAACACAUGUAAUUAUUAGUGGCAAUUUUUUUCAUUUUGACCUAUAUUGGCAUGCACCUUUUUUAAAUUGUAUUUAAUGUUAUUUAAACUACAACUGUCAUGACCUGAUACCGCAGCUCAUGUCUUGUUUUUCUUUCCUUUAUGAUUUUCCUGUGUUUGAGGUUUAUUUAUUUUUCAGUGCUCCGUUUCUCAUGUACCUCUAGUUGCUAGGGGCGCUGAUUGGACACACCGGUUUGCGUUUGAGAGAGUUUUGGGUUGACAAUAAAAACGUAAGACCUAUUUUUAACACUUUUUAUGAGUGGGCCCUUUUGGAUCCUUGAACAUUUCAGCAGGAUUUCUUAUUUUUUCUCAUUGCUUAAAAAUGAAUAAUGUAUCGAAAUCAUUUAUGAAUCAUUGACCUAUUUAAGGCUCCAAUUACUUCACAUCAAAUAGUCAGCUUUAAAACAUUUUGGGGGCAAAUAUUGCAUAUUUUUGUGUUUUUGCCAUUAAAAACAGGGCAGAAAACAAACAAAGAAAUACACCUUAUAUCGACAGAUCUGGAGUUGAAAUCUCAAAUUAAAACAUUUGUAUAUAUUAUAUGACAUAUUUUUUAUGAGUGAGACACUUGGGUGGGGGGAACCUAAAGGAUAAAAAAAAAUCUACAAAACCCAAAACCAGUGAAGUUGGCACAUUGUGUAAAUCUUAAAUAAAAACAGAAUACAAUGAUUUGCAAAUCCUUUUCAACUUAUAUUCAAUUGAAUAGACUUCAAAGACAAGAUACUUAAAGUUCAAACUAAGAAACUUUAUUUUUUGCAAAUAUUAGCUCAUUUAGAAUUUGAUGCCUGCCACAUGUUUCAAAAAAGCUGGCACAAGUGGCAAAAAAGACUGAGAAAGUUGAGGAAUGCUCAUCAAACACUUAUUUGGAACAUACCGCAGGUGAACAGGCUAAUUGGGAACAGGUGGGUGCCAUGAUUGGGUAUAGUCAUGCACAGCCAGUUAUCUGGAAAAUGUCAAUAAAACAAAAUAAAUAUGGUUCAACCCCCCCCUCACCUCAGAACCCCAUCAUCAUAAACACACAAACAGUUAAAACAGUUGACACUUUUAAAUACCUGAGCGUAACCUUGGACAAUAAACUCACCUUUGAUCAGCACACCACGGACAUUCAAAAAUGAAGUCAACAAAGAAUGUCAGCCAUCCGAAAACUUAAAGGACUAUACGUUGCACCUCAUCUCCUGUUAUUACUUUACCAAAGCAUUGUUCAACCCAUCCUUAUGUACUGUUCCACAUGUUUUUUCACCAUGCUUUCUGUAACCAACCGGACCAAACUCACGCAUUACAAACAUAGCAGCUAAAAUCAUCGGCCUACCCACACCCAACAUUUCAGACUUAAACCACAGGUCCAUCACUCGACUGGCAAAAACAAUAGUCCAGGAUAUCACUCACCCACUACACCAAUACAUCAUCCCACUACCAUCAGGGCGCAGGUACAGAACUAUCAAAUUCCGGAGGGCCCGCCUCAGGAAAAGCCUUAUCCCUGCAGCUAUAGCCCGACCUGUCGAACAAGCCUGUAAAUGUGUGUUGGUCAUGUAGGAUGUCUUUUUGUUAUUUUUUGUGAUGUGUAAUGUCUAUUGUUCAAAUGUACGGCAGUGACAAUGAAUUUCCCCAACGGGACCAAUAAAUCUAAAUCUAAUCUAAUCUAAAAGCAGCUUCCAUGAAAUGCUCAGUCAUUCACAAACAAGGAUGGGGCGAGGGUAAACACUUUGUGAACAAAUGCGUGAGCAAAUUGUCCAACAGUUUAAGAACAACAUUUCUCAACCAGCUAUUGCAAGGCAUUUAGGGAUUUUACCAUCCAUGGUCCGUAAUAUCAUCAAAAGGUUCAGAGAAUCUGGAGAAAUAACUGCAGGUAAGACUUUCGAUCCCCCAAGCGGUAUUAGAUCAAAAAGCGAUAUUAGUGUGUAAAGGAUAUCACCACCUGUGCUCAGGAAAACAUCAGAAAACCACUGUCAGUAACUACAGUUUGUCACUACAUCUGUAAGUGCACGUUAAAACUCUAAGUGGAAGCCAUUUAUCAACAACACCCAGAAACGCUGCCAGCUUUGCUGGGCUUGAGCACAUCUAAGAUGGACUGAUGCAACGUGGAAAAGUGUUCUGGGGUCUGAGGAGUCCACAUUUCAAAUUGUUUUUGGAAACUGGAUGUCGUGUCCUCCGGACCAAAGAGGAGAAGAACCAUCCGGACUGUUCUAGGCGCAAAGUUGAAAAGCCAGCAUCUGUGAUGUUAUGGGGGUGUAUUAGUGCCCAAGGCAUGGGUAACUUUCACACCUGUGAAGGCACCAUUAAUGCUGAAAGGUACAUACAGGUUUUGGAGCAACAUAUGUUGCCAUCCAAGCAACAUUAUCAUGGACGCCCCUGCUUAUUUCAGCAAGACAAUGCCAAGCCACGUGUUACAACUGUGUGACUUCAUAGUAAAAGAGUGCGGGUACUAGACUGGCCUGCCUGUAGUCCAGACCUGUCUCCCAUUGAAAAUGUGUGUCGCAUUAUGAAGCCUAAAAUACCACAACGAAGACCCCGGACUGUUGAACAACUUAAGCUGUACAUCAAGCAAGAAUGGGAAAUAAUUCCACCUGAAAAGCUUAUAAAAUUGGUAUCCUCAGUUCCCAAACCUUUACUGAGUGUUGUUA